This is a messenger RNA of Phoenix dactylifera (date palm), 689 nucleotides long. NCBI's taxonomy places the organism in Eukaryota, Viridiplantae, Streptophyta, Magnoliopsida, Arecales, Arecaceae. The record is from RefSeq and is a predicted model, not a curated record.
UCCAUACCAUUCCUCUAACCUCGAACUCCUGCCUUCUCCGUCGAGUGUCGACGUUAAGAGACCAAACGACCGAUCGUCGGCCGCAGCGAUAGAGAAAAAGAUGUUCUUCUUCUUCGUGGGAGGUUUGGAGCAGCAGGCGGGGCGGGUGCUCAAGGAGAGCGCCGGCCGCUGCAUCCGGUGUGGCUCCUACGCCGACCUGGUGGAGUACGAGAAGGUGCUCAAGCUCUUCUUCGUCCCCGUCUGGCGCUGGCCUGGCAAGGAGCCCACCUUCUACUGCCGCGACUGUUCCUUCCUCUUCCCCAGAUCCCUCCCUUCUGGUCCCUCCUCCGCCGCCGAUGAUGGCCGAGGGGGCUUCCUCGAUGAGGGCGCGCGGCGGCCGUCCGUUGCCGACGCUCUCCGGUGCUACUCCUGCGAUCGCGUCGUCGAGCCCCACUUCCGCUUCUGCCCCUUCUGCGGGGCCGCCCUCUGAAGGAGGCGUCUCCGGCUGUGGUUUUGGGUCUGAGGGUGGAGGAAAGGUGGAACUUUUGGCUAGCUUUGCAAGAGUUAUGGCUUGCUAGGUAUGGUGUUUGGGUGAGAGGGAAGUACCUCGGAACACUCCAUCCCUUGGCAAAAGUGGAGGUGUGAGUAAAUGGUGCAUGAGCAAGGUCUAGAAGAUUAUCCAAAAGAAGCGCAUGCUCAUUUGGGAGCUC